Molecule: messenger RNA, 393 nt
Organism: Colletotrichum costaricense
Lineage: Eukaryota; Fungi; Ascomycota; Sordariomycetes; Glomerellales; Glomerellaceae
Exons: 4
Coding region: 1-393 (130 amino acids)
Source: RefSeq, a predicted model, not a curated record
AUGAAGCCUCAGGCGUUGCUGGAGUUCCAGGCCGCGACCGCGCUGCUCACUCAGGAGAUGGGGCGGAUGACCGACGAAAAGCUUGUUUUGGGAGCUCAAUCUCUGGGCUGUUUUCGAUUAGAACACAUUUCUCGUUUCGCCGAGCAGAGUGAACGUUACCGGAACACGCUGUUCUCCUUUAUCCUCGGUUCUAAGCUGAUGCUGGAUCCGCCGGGUGAUCUCGAUCCAUCGCGACAGAAGCCAAUUGAGUUCGAAUCAGCAAUGAUCGAUGGUGCUAGCAGCCAGCUUUGGGUAAGGGAGACGAGCAAGUCCCAAGCUGGCGGCGCAGCAAGGCGACCACUAUCACGCUUUAAGAAAUCCCGAAUCCAGAGCGUUGGGUUCCGGCCCGCGUGA